CGGGUCGCCAGCCUCGGGGAAAUGGCGGCCUUGGGGUCCCCGGUGCGCACGUUGCGGGGCCUCCUGCGGGAGCUGCGCUACCUGAGCGCUGCCACUGGACGACCCUACCGUGACACCGCGGCCUACCGGUACCUGACCAAGGCCUUCCGCGCACACCGGGUCACCAGCGAGAAGUUAUGCAGAGCCCAGCAAGAACUCCACUUCCAAGCUGCCACCUAUCUCUGCCUACUGCGCAGCGUCCGGCAGCAUGUGGCCUUGCACCAGGAAUUCCACGGCAAGGGGGAGCGCUCAGUGGAGGAGUUGGCUGGCUUAGUGGGUCUGCAGUUGCCCCGUCAGCCCGGAGGCAAGGGCUGGGAACCGUGAAAAUGGAGAGACUGCCAGGACACUGCCCUCACCAGAAUUUCAUAAUGCCAGCCAAUGUCUAUUUAUCAUUAAACUAAAGUUCUAAAGUUUGA
This is a messenger RNA of Echinops telfairi (small Madagascar hedgehog), 455 nucleotides long. It is a transcript of the gene FMC1, whose product is annotated as formation of mitochondrial complex V assembly factor 1 homolog. The transcript is spliced from 2 exons. The record is from RefSeq and is a predicted model, not a curated record. Gene Ontology annotation, cellular component: mitochondrion. Lineage: Eukaryota; Metazoa; Chordata; Mammalia; Afrosoricida; Tenrecidae. Bases 22 to 363 code for a protein of 113 amino acids.